Messenger RNA from Siniperca chuatsi (mandarin fish), 6302 nucleotides. RefSeq names its product MAP/microtubule affinity-regulating kinase 1 (gene mark1). The record is from RefSeq and is a predicted model, not a curated record. Gene Ontology annotation, biological process: microtubule cytoskeleton organization; intracellular signal transduction; protein phosphorylation. NCBI's taxonomy places the organism in Eukaryota, Metazoa, Chordata, Actinopteri, Centrarchiformes, Sinipercidae. Bases 681 to 2966 code for a protein of 761 amino acids. Gene Ontology annotation, molecular function: ATP binding; protein serine/threonine kinase activity; tau-protein kinase activity. The transcript has 19 exons. Gene Ontology annotation, cellular component: cytoplasm.
UAACUUCCGCUCCGCACACCUUGACCUCGCGCUGCACAGCUACCCUCACCGGAAGUGACGGAGGCCGUCUGCCGCUGUGAUGAAAGCUCCGGCACGAAGGCGACUCAGUCCGGGUCGUAAACUCUGCUUUCGAGGCUCGGGAGUGUUUCAGCCGCCAUUAAAACUCGCGAAUCCUACAAAAUAAAAGACUUCCGGGUGAAGCGCCUGUCCGACGUGCGCUGGCUGUGAUGAGAGGGCGCGUGUCAGUGGGAGCAGCUGAGGAUGCCGGGAUAUUUUUAGGGUGACGAAGAUGAGGAUGACGGGGCGGAGCUCUGACGUCAUAGGUUUUUGUGUUUUUAGCUCCGCAGUGCUGCUGCCGGACCUGACGAGCCGCUGAAAGCUGCAGGAAGGGCUUUUACUUCACACUUUCUCCACUUCUUCUCCUUCUUCUUCUUCCUCCUCUUCCUCCUCUCCCCCCCCCCAUCUCUCUCUCUCUCUUUCUCUCCAUGCGGGUCUCUUACCCGCACCGACGCAAACACCGGGCCUUCCUGUAGCCGCCGCCCCGGCCUCCCCCUCCCUCCGGCCGGCGGAGCCUCCCAGCUGAGCCCCGCUGAGGUGGCCUGGUUCCCGGGGAAAGAUGCUGUAGAGCAGCCGGCAGAGGAGAUGCUUCUUCCGGACUGAAGGGAGCAGAAAGCAGGAAGAUGUCCGGCAGGAUGCCUCUGACCCCGGUGAGCGAGAGAGAGCCGGAACAGCCAAAGACUUCAGACGGCCUCCCCGAGCCGCCGGCCCCGCCCGCCAAAUCAUCGAGCCGUCACAGUCUGCCGCCAUGUCGCAGCUCGCUGACGGCCGUCGCAGACGAACAGCCGCACGUCGGCAACUACCGCCUGAUGAAGACCAUCGGCAAGGGCAACUUCGCCAAAGUCAAACUGGCCAGACACACGUUGACCGGCCGAGAGGUCGCCAUCAAGAUCAUCGACAAAACUCAGCUGAACCCCACCAGUCUGCAGAAGCUCUUCAGGGAGGUCAGCGUGAUGAAGAUCCUCAACCACCCAAACAUCGUGAAGCUGUUUGAGGUGAUUGAGACGGAGAAAACUCUGUACCUGGUGAUGGAGUACGCCAGCGGAGGUGAAGUCUUUGACUACCUGGUUGCUCACGGACGAAUGAAGGAGAAGGAGGCCAGAGCCAAGUUUCGCCAGAUUGUGUCAGCAGUGGAGUACUGUCACCAGAAGAGGAUUGUACACCGAGACCUCAAGGCUGAGAACCUUCUGCUGGACGCCGACAUGAACAUUAAAAUCGCCGACUUCGGCUUCAGUAACGAGUUCACGCUGGGCAGCAAGCUGGACACGUUCUGCGGCUCUCCUCCGUACGCUGCUCCCGAACUCUUCCAGAAGUUGCAAAAGAAGGCGAGACAAAACUUUGAAAGAAAGACGGGGAAGAAGUACGAGGGGCCGGAGGUGGACGUCUGGAGUCUGGGAGUGAUUCUGUACACGCUGGUCAGCGGCUCGCUGCCCUUCGACGGACAGAACCUCAAGGAGCUGAGGGAGCGGGUUCUCAGAGGAAAGUACCGGAUCCCCUUCUACAUGUCGACUGACUGCGAGAACCUGCUGAAGAAGCUGCUGGUGCUGAACCCGGGGAAACGGGGCAGCCUGCAGCAAAUCAUGAAGGAUCGAUGGAUGAACGUCGGCUAUGAGGACAAGGACCUGAAAUCAUACGCCGAACCAGAACAAGACUUCAACGACCUCAAACGCAUCGAGCUGAUGGAGACGAUGGGCUUCCCUCAGGAGGAAGUGAUGAAGGCGCUGGAGGGUCAGAAAUACAACGAGGUGACGGCAAUAUACCUGCUGCUGGGAAAGAAACCUGCUGAGUUUCAAGGCAGUGCAUCUUUGUCCAGCAGUAACCUGGUUCAAAGGUUACGACCCAGCAGCGACCUCAACGGCUCCAGUCAGUCCCCCGCCCACUCUCGCAACGUAUCCACCAAUCAGAAGCAGCGGCGUUUCAGCGACCAUGUGGCGCCCUCUAUCCCCCCACCUGUCUCCUACACCAAGCGUUGUCAUGCCAACAGCGUAGAGAGCGACAGGAAGGAAGAGCCGGCCUCACCCAUGGGAGCUCCGGACCGCAGGAGGUCAGCCACAGCCUCAGGGAGCAUAACUCGGAGGAACACGUAUGUUAAUGAGAGAACAAGUACUGAACGCCACUCGGCUGCUGUUCCCAACGGAAAGGACAGCAGUCUACCUGAGGUACCUGCAGCAUCCUCCUCCCCAUCGCCGGGGGCAACCGUCUCCUCCACACGCCCCCGUCAUGUCAAGUCCAUGUCAGCGUCGGGACAUCCCAUGAAGUCCUGCCUGCCUCCCAUCGACGACAACGCAGAGUAUCAGAGCUCCCCUCAACAGCCUCCGUCAUCGCCUUCAGCCUUCAGCGUCACCAGCAGCAGCACCACCACGCCGGACCGGACCCGCUUCCCCCGCGGCUCCUCCAGCCGCUCCACCUUCCACGGUGCUCAGCUUCGAGACCGACGACCCGCCACCUACAACGGCCCGCCGGACUCGCCCAGCAUGUCGCAGCACCCCGCCGCAUCCCUGGCCUCACCCCGCCGCGGCACCUCCACCUCCCUCAUUGGCAAGAUCACCUCCAAGUUUGUACGCAGGACUUUAUCAGUUGAGCCCAAAGAGGAGGGGCGGGACUGCAAGCCUCGUUCCCUGCGCUUCACCUGGAGCAUGAAGACCACGUCCUCCAUGGAGCCGGGGGACAUAAUGAAGGAGAUCCGGAGGGUCCUGGACGCCAACAACUGUGACUACGAGCAGCGCGAGCGCUACUCGCUGUUCUGCGUGCACGGAGAUGCCCGGCAGGACAGUCUGGUCCAGUGGGAGAUAGAGGUGUGCAAGCUGCCCCGCCUCUCGCUCAACGGCGUGCGGUUUAAAAGGAUCUCUGGCACGUCCAUCGCCUUCAAAAACAUCGCCUCCAAAGUGGCCAACGAGCUCAGGCUGUGAGCGACUUCCAAUUAUUAUCAAAUUAUCCUUAAACACUGCAAGGAGAAUACUUCUGUUCCUCUUCGUCACAAAGUGACGUCCCACCGAGUGACGGCGGGUUGUUCAGCAGUAUUCCUCGCUAACUGCUGUAUGACUCCAAGAACAUACACCUUAUUAUACUCAAGACAGUUACUAUUUAAUGUUAUCACUAAAUGUUUGCCAGUGAAACCAAAUAUUAAAACAACUGACGGCGCAGAUAUCCAGCAGGUUGUGGUUCAUCCCUCAGCGUUGCUUCUCGACAGCCAGAGAGGAUUAAUCCAGAACAAACACCAAGGCUAAUGAGGAUGAGAGUGCUAGCUCAGUUUGUUUGCUAGCACUGAAAUCCAUCUGUCACUACCUACUGGAGCGAGACUAUAUGUUGGUUUAUUACUGAUACGUGCACAUAAGAAUUCAGAUUCUUCCAAAACCUUGGAAACUGAUUUUUUUGAAGCAUCAUGUAAAGUGGAAACUUAGACAGGUAGAUUUCUGUUGGAGAAACCGGAUGAGUCUUUAACUGGGUUUUUUUGGGACUAAGCAAUUUGCAUGUCAAAGAGUCAGGAUAGGAAAGUAACUGCAAAGAUAUGUUGCUGACCGAGCUCCAUGUAAUCUGGAGUUUUAGACUUAUAAUAUUGCAGUGCAUGUAAACCUUGCCUUAACCUGAUUGGUAACAGUAAUCUGGUUUCUGGAGUGGAAGUAAACAGUCAGUGAAACAUUACCUCUGCUCUACCUGUGCAACUCUCCUGGUGCAAUAAUAGAAUAGCUAGCCGUGUAUGCAGGUUCAGCAAACAUUUAUCUGGCACCAUUUGCUCAUUGCUUUCUGAUGGUGUAAAAUUCUUUCAAUUCGCGGCCUGGACCUCUGUUGCUAGAGAGGCCAGCUAGUUUGCUUGCUAGCCAAUUAGCUAGCCCAUUAAUCUUAGCUCGCUCUGCUAAUGUCCGCUGACUGAAUAUGUGUUCAGACUGAAUGUGAGGGGAAUUGUGGAGGCUGCACAGCUGCAUAUAACGCUGAGAGGUGAAGACGGCGUAUUGGAGAGAAGAUAUACGUCUGUGCAAGUUGAAAAUCAUCCCGAGGUUUUUGAACUCCAGUUCAUGAACGCAUGCGAUGAGGAAAAGAGGAAAAAUAAACUGGAGCAAAAUGACAGAACUCCUGUAGCACAAAGAGACACUGCAAACACGCCGUCGGGUUGUAUGCUGCUAGCUAGCUACAGCUAACGUCUGUACAGUUGGUACAUUAGCUGUUUGUGGCGAAUUAACAGACUGCAAAGACAGUCCAGUCAAGUUUGUCUGUCACACUUUAACACUAGUUGGCAAGCUCAUCAGUGACAGAAGUGGGAACUAGGGAGGGAAGAAUUUUAACAGGUUUAAAUGAGGUUUCUAGCUAAUGUUAGCAUAGCAUCAUUCUGUCUGAUCUGAUUUAACUGCCACAAGUCUGGACGUGUUUCGUGAAGCAUUAGAAUCAAUAUGUCGUUGGUUUUCUCUCCUGAAAUUAAAUGUCCACCAGCCACGGUUUUUUGUCGCUGUGAACAUUUUAUGAUUGCGAUGAUGACGUUUGCAGCAGAUAUCCACUCUUCAGUCUCAGUCUCAGCUUCAGUUUUGCUGCGAGUUGCACAGUUUACAGUCGAGGUGAUGAGUCAUGAAAUGUGAUUAACAAUCCGGUAGUGACAACAUCCUCACUGUUGCUUGUAUCGCUGAGGAAAUGGAAACGCCUGUGACCUCUGACCUCCUGAAGCAGCAGCCCUUUCACCCUUUCACUCCCCUGAUGACUGAUGUUAAUAUUAUUGCAAUAAUACUGGAGCUCUUGGUAAUGUCAGCACUCAACAAACAGGUGGGUCAAACACAAACUGUAAAGUUCCAUAAAUCUUUUUACACAUUUACAACUGACAGAACAGAAUGUGUUUUUGUUAUUUUAUUGCUGAGUUAUUGUUGUUGUUGCUGUAUAAAACGAUACCUGUCCAGGUGAAUAUGUGCAGGUACAGUAUUGAUUAGUCUUGGUUUGUGUACAGAGUCUGUUUUUUAUUUGGUCCACACUGUCUGCAUUCUUUAUUGGUUUUCCACCACUGAAAAUGUUAUUUUACUCUUAUUUUUCAAGGCUUUUAGCAGAACCACGUUAUCGAGAUGUGCACUUUGUGUUUUCCCAUUCACAUGUCCCCUGUUCAAACUUAAAGGACCAGUCUGGUGGUUAUUUUAUAUUUUUCUUAUCAUCAACAAGCCCCAUCACUGAGGACUUAAAUCUUUAAAAACACCUCACAGAUAUACAGUCUCCUGUUUAAAAAGGCUCAGUAGUUUCCUCAAACAGCUGCUCGCUGUAGUUUUUAUCAGACCAACAGGAGGAAACAGUGCAUCUGUUGGGGACUAUUUCCAGCGGCGGAUGAAUCCACAUGUGGUGCUGUAGUGAGUGUUUGGGGCAGCAGGACGGUGUGUGUGCGACUGAGGCAGAAUAAACUACAGUGUGUGUGUUCGUGGUGAUGAAGGAACAUGUCAGCCAGUGCAGCAGAGCGGCUCGCUGAUGUGUUUUAAUAGUUUCUGGACGACGAUGGAGGAAGAAGAUCCAUCAGGCUGCGAUUCACACACACACACACACACACACACACACACACCUGUUAGCAGAUACGUUCACUGCUGGUUUUGGACGUUUCUUGCUGACAAGAGAAAUAUAGAAAAUCACCAGUCUUUUCCUGAAGGCGAAUUCCAGCAGAAAUUGAGUUUCUGGUAAACUAGAUGCUGAAAUUGCCCUUUAAGCUUGUUUAUUGCUGUUUCCUGGGAGAUAAACUUCAUUCUGUCUAUUUCACCACUUAAUGCCUUCUGAAUGUACUGCUUUAUAUUUCUGACGCAUUCAGUUGUAUCUGAGGAAAUGAGCAGUUUGUGAUUUCUUUCCAUUUUAGUUUUUCUGUGUAUUUUGAAUUUUGUUCCCACCAAUCUUUGGCUGUACAUCAGCAGAGCCACUAACUAGCUCUACUUGUCUCUGUAGUGUCGAGGUCCUGAGGGUUCAAUGGUUCUCCAUCAUUACAGAAACUCUGAACACUUUGUACUGUAUGUUGUAGCACUUAAAACCAGGAAGGGAACAACCAAUGCAAAUCUUACGUCCUUGUCUGACAGGGAUGAAAGAGGUUAAAAGGUGUGAAUAUGACGCUGCCUUCAUGUCACCUGGGAAAGACUGUAAAUCUGAGCCUCUUACUUGAAAAUAGCCUUCACCUCAGCUCUCAGAGAGUAACUUGUACCAGGUGACCGACUGAUUUGUCAGGCUUGUCAUUAACAGGAAAGUAGCAGAAGUCCAGUGUUGCCAUGAUAGAUUCAUUUGAAAUAAAAACCAAACAAAUUAAA